AUGGAAAUCGAACAGUUGUCCGCGUGCGCGUCCGACGGCCAGCACUUCACCACGACCAUCAGGACGUCCACGAGGAGGAACAACAGCCCCGUCCUGAGCAAGUUCACGCCCAUGGUCUACUCCAUGCUCGCGGUCGACCCCACGGCGGCCUUUGACAACUUCAUCGUGUGGGUGAACAGGAUCAUGAACCAGCACAGCAACGGCACUGCUACCCACUCCGACGUCGUGCUCGUCGCCCACAACGGCAUGUGCCACGACCACGUGAUCCUGUUCAGGGCCAUGAUGAUGUGGGGCAUCACCCCGCCGUUGUGGAGGUUGUCCGACUCGUUGCCCAUCUUCAAGCUCGUGGUGAGGCCGAACCCGAACCAGUCUUCAACCUUGUCCCAGCUCGCGCACGAGUACGUGCCCUGGUUCGUCCACGUGCAGCACGACGCACUCAGCGACUCGAACGCCCUGAGGCACGUGGUCAUGUCCGCAGUCCCGAACUGGCGCUUGGCCUGCUACUCGUUCAGCUCCUCGUUCGAGUACUUCUCCAAGUCUGUGGGCUUCAACACGUACAGGGUCAGGCCCUCGCUCCCGUUCCCGGACAGCCCCUAG
This is a messenger RNA of Saxophila tyrrhenica, 597 nucleotides long. RefSeq lists its product as uncharacterized. The record is from RefSeq and is a predicted model, not a curated record. NCBI's taxonomy places the organism in Eukaryota, Fungi, Ascomycota, Dothideomycetes, Mycosphaerellales, Extremaceae. Gene Ontology annotation, molecular function: nucleic acid binding. The transcript has a single exon. Bases 1 to 597 code for a protein of 198 amino acids.